AUGGGUUGUAUCAGCAAUCUACCUGAUGAGAUUGCAUGCCACAUCUUGUCCUUUCUCACGACGAGGGAAGCUGCUUUGUCUUGUGUUCUCUCAAAGAGAUGGCGGUAUCUGUUUGCUUUCACACCAAAUCUUCGCUUUGAAGAAAACGACUUUGUCAAUGGAUACUCUGAUGUUGACAUUCCAAGCAGUUUCAGAGAUUUCUUGGAUAGAGUAUUGGCUACGUCAGGCAAUUCCCCGAUAAAGAAAUUCUCUCUGAAAUAUCGAGACUGUGUUGUCUCAGAUCAUACCAACCGUUGGAUAUGUAACGUGCUGAGUCGUGGUGCCUUGGCUCGUCUUCAUCUUGACGUAAUCUCUAGAGGUGUGACUUCACUGUCUCUAGAGGUCUUCACUUGCAAGACACUCGUUAAACUGAAACUAGGAAGAUCGUUUGUCAUUAAUACGAUUCCUGAGAAUGCUUCUCUCCCAGCUCUUAAGACUCUCUUCCUUGACUGUAUUCGGAUCUCUAACCCUCAUCGUUGCCCAUUUGAAGCCCUUCUCUCUGCUUUCCCUGUGCUUGAGGAAUUGGUGAUGCAUAACUUGGACUCUGUGGGCCGGACACAUGUCAAUGUUUCCUGCCGGACCCUUCAAAGACUUACUUUGCACUGUCUUGGUUUUGAAUCUUUUGGGGGGCAUAUUUCCGGGACGAGGACGACCAUUAGUUUUGAUACACCUGGUCUUAACUACUUAGACUACUUUUCUUGUGUUCCGAAAGAGUAUCCAAUUGUUAACCUUGACUCGCUUGUUAAAGCUAAGCUCAAUCUUGUUUCAUCACCGUGUCUUGUUUAUGGCAGUCAAGAGAAUCUGUUUAUAGGGUUAAGAAACGUUCAGAUCCUCAACUUGUCGACUCAAAAAACCAUGGAGGGUCCCUUGCACUAUGAUGAUGGAUAUGCUCACUUUUCAUUAUAUACUCGUCCAUUGUCGUGCACUGUGAAGGUUCUUGAGAUUACUUUGUAUGAUAAAACUGUUUCAGAACUGGAGCAGUUGAAAGAUUUCCUAGAUAUUUUUUCAUGUCUUGUGCUGGUCAAAAUUCGCUCUUGGGAAACAGACGAAAAGCAAAAGUUGCAACUGACCACAAAACUGCUAAAUCUUCCCAGGUCGUCCAACUGCGAGUUCCAGUUCGAGUUUCUUCGUCAUAGUUGGUCUGUUGGGAACCGUUUUGUGUGA
Molecule: messenger RNA, 1203 nt
Organism: Microthlaspi erraticum
Lineage: Eukaryota; Viridiplantae; Streptophyta; Magnoliopsida; Brassicales; Brassicaceae
Source: the annotation of a GenBank genome assembly